AUGAAUAAGGAAUUUAUUAUUCUUAGUAUUACAUUUUCUGUUAUCUCCUCUUGCUGCCUUCCACCCAUCCCGACAUGUUGUGGAGGAGGUUUUCAAACGACAUCUUGGGCAUAUGCACCUCCUAGAGUUGUAGGAUAUCACAGAAUACCGAUUUAUAUGAAAGUUGCAGUUCCUCCUCCACCUCCACCUGCUUAUGCUGUUGCUCCUGUUCCUACAAUGACACAGCCCAUGGUAGUUCAAGCCCCACCACCCCCAAUGCCAAUUCCUAGCCCACCAAUGGUAACUCAGAUAACUCAAAAUCUACCUAACACUUAUGCUUCACCUCCUCAAAUACUCGCGCCCCAGACAAUGUUAUCUGUCCCUCCACCCCCACCUACCCCUAUGAUUGCUCAACAAUUACCACCCCAGCCUCAAACAAUUGUAAUUCAAGACCAACCACAGCUUCCCGCAGUUCCAGUAAUGCAAAAACCCACCAUGCUUGUUGCCCAACCUCCACCUGUUCAGCAGCAAAUAAUCGCUCCUCAAGGUUAUCAACAAUCUCCUCAAACUACUAUCAUCCAGGAGCAACAACCAGUUGCUUAUCAGCCUCAACAGACUAUAGUAGAUGUAUCCUCUCAAACACAAAGCUCUGUUCAGAUUGAUUACAACCAAGGAGCCGAUCAAAUAGGAAAUGCCAUUGAAAUACAACAAAUCAAUGGAGCCAAGAAAUCAGCGGCUGCAUCCAAGAACCUACGAAGAUCAUAUUUGAAGCAAGUGAAACUUCAAUAG
Molecule: messenger RNA, 768 nt
Organism: Auanema sp. JU1783
Lineage: Eukaryota; Metazoa; Nematoda; Chromadorea; Rhabditida; Rhabditidae
Source: the annotation of a GenBank genome assembly